This is a messenger RNA of Juglans microcarpa x Juglans regia, 592 nucleotides long. RefSeq lists its product as uncharacterized. The record is from RefSeq and is a predicted model, not a curated record. NCBI's taxonomy places the organism in Eukaryota, Viridiplantae, Streptophyta, Magnoliopsida, Fagales, Juglandaceae. The coding region runs from base 146 to 460 and encodes 104 amino acids. The transcript is spliced from 2 exons.
AAGUCGUCACAAUACAUUCUGAUCCGUCUUCGGACUUGAGAGUUGUAACCCUAACAAAUUGACCUCGUCUCUGUAUUUUCGCUUUUCAGUGUUUCAAUAUUUUUUAGUACAAUUUAGGAAGACAAGAGACUCAAGAGAGUGAGAGAUGCAUCUAUGGCCGUCGAUGACGAUUAGGGACUCAUUCAAGCUUGGAUACCUGAGAAAGCUCGAAUGGAACCUCAACAGAAUGGAAAGCGAAAAGCAGAAGUCUUCAAGCAACCAGAAACUGUUGGAUAAUGAAGAACCAGUUUCCGAUCGAAAAGAAGCUGCUAGACCUGUUUCUGAUCUGCAAGAAGCUGCGAAACCCAAUUCAGAGAUUCUUGGUGGGCUCCUCGUAGUGUGCAGGGAGUCGCUGAUGGUUCUCUCCUGUUGCUAUUGCUGUUUCUGUUGCGGAGCUUGUCUGGAUGAAGAUGAGUAUUGAUGCAAGUAUCUGGCAGCGCAUUUGGAAUCUGAAUCUAUCCUGGAAAUAACAAGAAUGUGUAUACUGGAAACUGGCUAACCCUCUAAAGCUUUUGUUACUGGAAUGUUAAUUAUAAAUAGGCCCUUUUGUUCA